This is a messenger RNA of Chlamydomonas reinhardtii, 3272 nucleotides long. RefSeq lists its product as uncharacterized. The transcript is spliced from 6 exons. The record is from RefSeq and is a predicted model, not a curated record. Gene Ontology annotation, molecular function: catalytic activity. NCBI's taxonomy places the organism in Eukaryota, Viridiplantae, Chlorophyta, Chlorophyceae, Chlamydomonadales, Chlamydomonadaceae. The coding region runs from base 99 to 2699 and encodes 866 amino acids.
CUUCACGGGCGACAGCAGGAGUGGCAUUCCUUGUGCGGCAGGAACUGUGGGAGAGCAGCACCUUCACAGCCCCUGCCCUCAGCCCAGUGCCCACAGCCAUGCUUGCAGGCCGCCUCGCAGUCCUGAAGCUCAGGUGGGGCGGCCGCUCAAUCACCAUUGCCAACACCUACUUCCCAGCAGCAUCAACGCAGGCAGCAGAGCAGGCAAAGCGGGAGCUUAUCAGCCAGCUCCGCACACAAGCUGCGCUCAGUGCGGCUGCCACAGCGGGGGAGGUGGUGAUCUGGGCAGGUGACUUCAACUUUGUGGAGAACCCAGCGCUAGACAGCUCUGCCGGCCCAGGGGGCCGGCCGGGCGAUGCACCCCUAGCAGCGCUACUGCGGGCGGCUGACCAACCACAGAUGGUGGACAUGUAUCGGCACCGCCAUCCUACAGCCCGGCGCUACUCGCACUUAUACCGCGCACCAGUAAAGGGUGGGUCCCGGCUAGACCGGAUCUACGUGUCGGCAGCAGCAGCAGCCACCGUCUGCCAUGCAGACAUAGCCCUGGUGUCCAGCUCUGACCAUCGGCCAGCCUUUAUCGACCUGCUCCCGGCACCCAGCCCCGGCCCCGGGAAGGGCCGGGCCCGGCGCCGCAUGCGGCUUUUCUUCCACCAGCACCCCGACCUUCGGCAGCAGCUGGAGGGCUGGCUGGAAGCGGAAGCCGGGACCGCACCAACUGAGGACGACCAGCGCCCAGUGCCCACAGCCAUGCUUGCAGGCCGCCUCGCAGUCCUGAAGCUCAGGUGGGGCGGCCGCUCAAUCACCAUUGCCAACACCUACUUCCCAGCAGCAUCAACGCAGGCAGCAGAGCAGGCAAAGCGGGAGCUUAUCAGCCAGCUCCGCACACAAGCUGCGCUCAGUGCGGCUGCCACAGCGGGGGAGGUGGUGAUCUGGGCAGGUGACUUCAACUUUGUGGAGAACCCAGCGCUAGACAGGUCUGCCGGCCCAGGGGGCCGGCCGGGCGAUGCACCCCUAGCAACGCUACUGCGGGCGGCUGACCAACCACAGAUGGUGGACAUGUAUCGGCACCGCCAUCCUACAGCCCGGCGCUACUCGCACUUAUACCGCGCACCAGUAAAGGGUGGGUCCCGGCUAGACCGGAUCUACGUGUCGGCAGCAGCAGCAGCAGCCGUCUGCCAUGCAGACAUAGCCCUGGUGUCCAGCUCUGACCACCGGCCAGCCUUUAUCGACCUGCUCCCGGCACCCAGCCCUGGCCCCGGGAAGGGCCGGGCCCGGCGCCGCAUGCGGCUUUUCUUCCACCAGCACCCCGACCUUCGGCAGCAGCUGGAGGGCUGGCUGGAAGCGGAAGCCGGGACCGCACCAACUGAGGACGACCAGCGCGCCCAGCCGCCCACGACAGUAGCCGCCCGCACAGCUGUGCUACAGACAGUCCGGGACCAUGGGGCUCAGCUGACAACCGAGGAUGACACCACAGCGGGUGGCCUCACCGUCACAUGUGAGGAGGUGCAGAAGGCGCUCAAGCAGACUCAGCCAGGCAAGGCGCCCGGGUGGGACGGCAUCCCGGCGGACCUGUACAAGGCCUAUCGGGCACAGCUGGGCCCCCUGCUCGCCACACUAUACACAGCCAUCGGCCACACGGGACAGAUGCCACAUCGCUUCACAGAAGGAGUUAUCUCGGUGAUCUACAAGAAGGGCGACGUGACCGAGCCAGGCAACUACCGCCCCAUCACACUCCUGGGGUCUGACUACCGCAUCCUGGCUAAGGCCCUGGCUACCCGCCUGGGCCCGGCGCUAGCACGCGUCAUCGACCCGGAACAGACAGCCUUCCUCCCCAAACGCCUGAUUGGCAAUGGAGCCCUGUUUCUCCGCCUCCUGCCGCACCUCCUGCGACAGCAGGGGCGGCAGGGCCUCAUUGCCUUUCUGGACUUUGAAAAGGCAUACGACACCGUGGACCGGACGUUCCUGUCAGAGGCCAUGGAGGCCGCUGGUGCAGGCCCUAACCUUCGUGGCUGGGUGCACACGCUGCUGGCGGACACACAUGCGCGAGCCCAGGUCCAAGGUGCCCACUCCCAGCCCGUGUCCAUGAUGGCUGGCGUACGCCAGGGCUGCCCGCUGUCGCCGCUGCUGUACCUGUUUGUAGCGCAUGCGCUACUAUGCUGGUUACGGCACAAAGGCGUCGGCCUACGGCUUGACCCGACAGAUCUCCAACGUGUGGCAGCAGUGCAGUAUGCGGACGACACUAAGGCGCUGCUGGAGGGCGAGCAGGAGGUUGUGGCUUUCCUGGCCGCCAUGCACACCUUCCAGCACGCCUCAGGGGCAACGGCUCAACCUAUCAAAGAGCACGCUGGCAUGCCUGGCGACACAAUUGACCAGCUAGAACGCCUUGCUGCGCGAGCAGCAGAUAGGCGACUCGGGCCAAAUGACACGGAGCGGCGGCUAACGGGCAUCCCCUCCUCAAUGCUGGCUGGGCCGCCGGUGCAGGGCCAGUUACCGCAGCAGCAGCCGCAGCAGCAGCCGCAGCAGCAGCCGCAGCAGCAGCCGCAGCAGCAGCAGCAACAACAGGCUCAAAUACAGACGGACACCCAACAAGCGAUUGACACGGCAGUGAUCGACUUGUGGGGUCGCUUAAAAGCAUUCACAGCACUGGGAGUGCCGCGGAAGGGCUGGGAUCAAGCCAUCACGGACAGUGACGAGGACUAAGCACGGUUCCGCAGGUGCAUGAGGGUGGGCUAGAGAGGGUCAGGGUUUCUGCUUUCUGUUUUCUGUUUAUGUUUGUGGUUGGGCUGGGGGGCUUCGCCAGGGCCAGCGAUGCAGGGUGUGGUUUCCGCCAGAGAGCGGCCCCUGCUGGUCCUUUUGAGGGGGCUUGGUUAGCUUGCUUUAUGCGCCCUAAGUGCCUUGCUUUCCCUCUGUUGUGGCCAGGGGUGUUGUUUGUGGCGGGGCGGCCUUGUGUGUGUUUCUGGCCUUGGCGGGCGGUGUUUUCCUGGCGUGUGUUUUGGUCUGGUGUGUACGUGUGGUGUGGUGUGAAGGAGGCAGUUGUGUCUGCCCCUCUGAGGCUGCGCCCUAGCCUGCUGGCUGUUGUGCUUUCUUUUGGUGGAGAAGGCGUGAGCCUUGUGUCUCCGUGUCUCUUUUGUCUUGACCAGGACUGGGGCCUUAUCCCCUGCUGUGUCAGGCGUGCCUAGGGGUGAGCGUGUGGAACGCGCUCACCCAACACUAGGGCUUGUCAGCCCUAGUCAUCAGUGGCUUCGCCACUACCAAGUGUAAUUAUCCCUCUCU